AUGACCUUUGCCCUGAUCUCCGUCACCUAUGGGGCUACUCUCUGCAACAUGCUGGCCAUCCAGAUCAAGUAUGAUGACUACAAGGUCCAUUUGCACACCUCUGAGAUCAUCUGUGUCACCAUCUGGCGGAGUCUGGAGAUCACAUCCCGAUUGUUGAUUCUGGUGCUUUUUGUGGCCACCUUGAAAUCAAAUGCAUUGCCCUUCUUAAUCAUUAAUUACAUGAUCAUCCUCUUUGAGCCCUGGGUCAGGUUCUGGAGGAGUGGUGCUCAGAUGCCCAACAACAUCGAGAAGAACUUCAGCCAUGUGGGCACCCUGGUAGUGCUGGCCUCCAUCACUAUCCUCUACUCAGCCAUCAGCUUCUCCUGCUGGCCAGCAAUGCAGUUGCGAUUGGAUGAUCGGGAGCUGGUGGAGAAGAGUCAGAACUGGAGCCACAUGGCUGUACAUUACUUUGUGAGGCUGGUGGAGAAUGUCAUCAUGGUGCUGGUGUUCCGCUCCUUGGGGACAAAGAUCCUGCUUAAUUACUGCCACACCUUCAUCGCCGUGCAGCUCAUCGUGGCCUACCUGAUCUCCAUUGUCUUCAUGCUGCUAUUCUAUCAGUACCUGCACCCCCUUCGCUCACUCUUCACCAGAAAUGUAAUCGAUUACCUGCACUGUGCCUCCUGCCCCUGGGCCUCUCGAGUCAGAUCAGAGAAUCUGGAAUCAACAUUUGAGACUCAGUUGAGGCACAGCAUUGUCUGA
Molecule: messenger RNA, 738 nt
Organism: Gracilinanus agilis (Agile Gracile Mouse Opossum)
Lineage: Eukaryota; Metazoa; Chordata; Mammalia; Didelphimorphia; Didelphidae
Product: XK-related protein 2-like
Exons: 1
Coding region: 1-738 (245 amino acids)
Cellular component (GO): membrane
Source: RefSeq, a predicted model, not a curated record